Messenger RNA from Prunus avium (sweet cherry), 1683 nucleotides. Lineage: Eukaryota; Viridiplantae; Streptophyta; Magnoliopsida; Rosales; Rosaceae. The record is from RefSeq and is a predicted model, not a curated record.
UCAACAAAAUGAAGUUCACAGGAGGAGGCAUGCUCUGUUUCUUUUGGUACUCUUUUGUUCUUGUUUCCUCUGCUUUUUCAGCUCAAAGCUUCAAGGAAAAUGAAGAAAUUCAAAGGUCUCAGUUCCCAGAUGGCUUCUUGUUUGGAGCCAGCACUUCAUCUUACCAGGUUGAAGGUGCUUAUCUUGAAGAUGGCAAGAGCCUAAGCAACUGGGAUGUCUUCUGCCACACUCCAGGAACAAUAGAAAGUAAUGAGAAUGGGGAUGUUGCAGACGACCAUUACCAUCGCUACUUAGAAGACAUUGAGCUGAUGCAUUCCCUGGGAAUGAAUUCAUAUCGCUUCUCUAUUUCAUGGGCUAGAAUUCUACCCGAUGGGAUGCUCGGCAAAACCAAUCCAAGUGGGAUCACCUUUUAUAACAAACUUAUAGACCAUCUGUUGCUCAAAGGGAUAGAGCCAUUUGUGACAGUGCACCACUAUGACAUGCCCCAAGUUCUAGAACAAAGAGAUGGGGGUUGGCUUAGUCCGCUAUUACGGGAAGAAUUUGCACAUUUUGCCUCCAUAUGCUUCAAGAGCUUUGGGGACAGGGUGAAGUACUGGAUUACCUUCAAUGAACCCAAUCUCGUGAGUGAGUUUGCCUAUAUAAGGGGAUGGUACCCACCAGCUCAUUGUUCACCCCCUUUUGGGAACUGUUCAAGUGGCAACUCUGAUACCGAGCCUCUCAUCGCAAUGCACAACAUUUUACUAGCUCAUGCCAUGGCAGUUGACACAUAUCGUAGGGUUUUUUGGCCAAAACAGCAUGGGUUUAUUGGAAUUGUUGCAAAUGCACACAUGUAUGAACCGCUGAGAGAUGAUGAAAGGGAUCGGCAUGCUGUUGAUAGAGCUUUGGCUUUCAAUGUCGCAUGGAUGUUUGAUCCUUUAGUGCAUGGAGAUUACCCUUCUGAAAUGCGCGAAUGCCCUGGAUUGGAAUUGCCAAGGUUUUCCCACAACGAAAAACAGCUAUUAAGAGGCAGCAUAGAUUUUAUAGGCUUCAACCACUAUUCAACUCUAUACGUCAAGGACUGUAUCCACUCUGCUUGCCCCUUAGGCGGUGACCAUGCCAUUAGAGGCUUUCUCAACACAACCGGGUAUCGAGAUGGCGUACCAAUUGGAGAACCGACUGGAAUGCCUAGGUUUUUUGUGGUUCCGAGAGGCAUGGAGAAGAUGCUUGAUUAUCUAAAGCAAAGAUACAAUAACAAGCCCAUGUUUAUUACUGAAAACGGAUACUCUUCACCAACCCCACAGACUGAACUACAAGAUUGGAACAGGAUCAAGUUUCACAAAGCUUACAUGGCCUCUGUGGCCAGAGCAAUAAGGAAUGGGGCUGAUGUUCGUGGAUAUUUCAUUUGGUCCUUGAUGGAUAAUUUUGAGUGGCUCAGUGGAUACACCACAAGAUUUGGUUUGUAUUAUGUCGAUCGAAAAACGCUUCACCGAACUCCAAAGCUUUCUGCAGGAUGGUUUGCUAGUUUCCUCAGAAACAGUAGUCACAACGAUAAUAUUAUAUUUAGCCAACUGGAAGCUAAAGUUGCUGAAAUGUAGAAAAAGUCCUUGUUAAUGAUAAUGAUGAGACUUGUAAGACUUUUUGGCCAAAAUUAUUAUGGCUUGUAAUAGGGCAAAUUACUCAAAUGGUCCUCAAAUUUAUACCCGA